AAGUCGCAUCGCAUCUGCUUCGGUCGACAUUUUUGUGUGAAAAGAACUUUCGUAGUUGCAGUCAGUAAUUAAAAUUUUCUGUUUUCGUUUAUAGUGCCCGCAUUAAGCCUUAAAUUUUAGAUCCAAAAAUGGAUUAUUACACAUCUAUCUGUCGGUUAUGUGAAGCACCAAAACAAGCCAGCCACAACUGGAUUGAGCUUUACGCCGAAAAGAAUGAGAAUUUGCUGCCAAAGAUUCGAGCUUGUGCAAACAUUGUGAUCCACGAAAAUGAUGAACUACCGAGAAAAAUUUGCAAUCGUUGUCAUCAGAUCGUGCAACAGGCCUACAACUUCAAGAUACAAUGCGAGAUAACGGACGCCAAACUGAGGCAUGAAAUUGAUUACGUGAAGACCAACGCGGGAAAAGAUGAAGGUAUAUCCGCACCACCCUUCAACUACGGUCGAUUCCUGCAGGAGAGAGAUGAGGUGGCAACGGAUGUGAUCCUAUCGGCCGAACAGGUCUAUGUAAAAACCGAACCGGUUGCGGAAGAAGAGCAGCCUAUACCGGAGGACGAGGAAGACUUUUCUUCUCCGAAUGUGGAGAUCGAACUCAGAGAAGACAGUCAGUCGGAACAAGAGGAAAAAGUUACCAUCGAAAAAAAGGAUGAUGAUGGUAAAUCGGUUGCGUCUGAUAGCGAAAAUGAUUCCGAUUGGUUCGAAAAGGCCAUAUCCGGAAAGAGGAAGAAAAGAAACCGGGGUCAUAACGAGUGCGACGUUUGUGGUGUGGAGUUUGUCCGAAAGUAUGAUUUGUAUACCCACAAGAAAACUGUCCACGGCAAAACGCAAUACCAGUGCAAGGAAUGUUCGAAGUGUUUCUCGAGGAAGUCUCGCCUGGACGACCAUGAAGUUUUGCACAGCGGUAUCCGGGCGUUUAAAUGUUCGGAUUGCGACAAAAAGUAUGCCACUCAGUUGGGGCUUAGGACGCACAUCGAAGAUGUGCACACGGAAAACCUACCCUUCGUGUGCGAUAAAUGCGGAAAAGGUUUUUCCAAGGAAGGAAAACUGCGCUACCAUUAUGCGGUGCACAUCGAUACCAGAAACUUCAUCUGUGACAUUUGCGAAAAGGGUUACAAGACACCGGCCCAUCUAGCGUUGCACAAGACAAUUCACCUGCCGAAGGAGCAGAAACGGAAGCGGAAGCCACGCGAUCGCCGCAAGACGUGCGUUUGUCCAUACUGCGGUAAGGUGUCCACCACGACCACGACGCACAACAUGCACAUCAGAAUUCAUACAGGUGAGCAACGCUACGAGUGCCACAUCUGUUCCAAGCGGUUCACCUCCUCCGGAUCGCAUAAGAAGCAUCUCCGGGUGCAUUCGGGUGAGAAACCGUACGUGUGCCAGUACUGUCAGAAGCCGUUCCGACAGAAACACCACAUGGACACCCACAUCCGGGGGGUCCACACGAACGAGAAGCCCUACCAGUGCAAGUUUUGCCCCCGGGCGUUCGCCACCAUCGGAAACAUGCGAUUGCACGAGAAAAGUCACGGCGAACCGGCUUCCGUUAAGCAGGAUGCGGUGGUUACUUUCCCGGAGGCCAGCACGGUUCCCAGUCCAGCAUCGCAAGCGUCAUCUGCGAUGAUGAUAAGCUCCACGCCGUCACCGAUGAUGGACCCGGCCAGCAUGAUCCCCUCAACCGCUUCUUCGGGAUAUGGACUUUACUAACGAUUGAAUCCAUUAGGAUAAAUUUAUUGUGUAUGAUAUUCAACAGAUACCUAAUGUAGGUAAGUUUUGCUAACAUUCA
Molecule: messenger RNA, 1779 nt
Organism: Armigeres subalbatus
Lineage: Eukaryota; Metazoa; Arthropoda; Insecta; Diptera; Culicidae
Product: zinc finger protein 436-like
Exons: 3
Coding region: 129-1700 (523 amino acids)
Biological process (GO): regulation of transcription by RNA polymerase II
Cellular component (GO): nucleus; chromosome
Molecular function (GO): DNA-binding transcription factor activity, RNA polymerase II-specific; chromatin insulator sequence binding; RNA polymerase II cis-regulatory region sequence-specific DNA binding
Source: RefSeq, a predicted model, not a curated record